AGAAUCGUCUUAGGAAUCCAGUUGGAGGAUAUCCUCAGCAAGGUUACCAAGCUCGGCCUCCGCCAAGCUGGGCCCCUCCUGGUGCACCAAUGCAACAACCUAAUUAUGGCUACGUUCAGCCUGGAGCCUAUGGUGGCCCAUCACCCCAUUAUAACAUGACUCAACCACCUUACACAGGUUAUCCUCCUCAACCAACUUCUGGUGGGUAUGCUACUGGGUGGGACCAGACAACUGCUCCACAAAACCAGCAGAGUACUCAGGGAGGUGGGUAUGAUUACUACAGUCAGCAGCCAACUGCGCAACAGCAGCAAGCCCCUGGUGGUACUGUAGCUCCCUCAGAUAAUACCGCCUAUGGUUACAAUCAGCCACCAGCUUCCGGUUACAGUCAACAAGGACAAGGUUAUGCUCAGGAUGGCUAUGGUGGAUAUAAUGCACCUCCCCCUCAAUCUGGGUAUGGUCAGCCACCAAAUGCUGUUCCGGGUUAUGAUCAGCAGCAAGGUUAUAAUUCUACACCUGGUGGAUAUGGCAAUGUCUCCAACCCAACUCCAGAUGGCCACACCCCUUCGUAUGGAACUCAGGGAGAAACCAACCAAACAGCUCCGCCAGCCCAGUCAUCUGCAGUGGGCCAGCAAGGAUACAAUUCUGGUCAGCAGCCUAGCCCUAAUCCUAGUUACCCGCCUCAGGGGUCUACCCAGCCAGGCUAUGGAAUGCCCCCAACUACCCAAAGUGGUUAUGGAACUCAACCUCCUUCAGGGUAUGGCCCAAGUUAUGGACCACCUCAAGCUCAGAAGCCACCAGCUGGUCAGGCAGCUUAUGGGCAACCCCAACAAUCACCCAGUGCCCAAGGAGGUUAUGUCCAGCCUUCUCCUGUGCAACCGGGGUAUGCCCUUUCUCAGGCACCGCCCGCUCAAUCUGGCUAUGCUCAGCCAGAUUCUGGUACUCAGCGAGCUCCACCGUCAGGAUAUGGUACUCCAACUGCUCAGCCAGGGGCAUACCCCUCACCAUAUGGUGCACCACCGGCAACUCAGCCAAGUUAUGCGCAACAGCAGCCUCCGUACAACACCUCUUAUGGGGCUGGCUAUGCCCAGCCUCCUGUGUAUACUGCAGAUGGCAAUGCAAGUGGAACUGCUCGUGGGGCGUACGAUGCUGCCCCAGCCUCACAACCUGGUCAGCCCAGUGGGGUUGCUAAACCCUCACCUUAGAGUGGAUGAUUUAGUUUGUGGGCAACAGUUGGACAUUUCUCAUUUUGGUGCCUAUUAAUGUCUGUGUAUGGCUUUUAAUUAGGUAAACUUUAGGUCUCUUUGGUUUGGCUUUAAAGGUUUGAACGUACCUUUUGUUGUUUGUUCCCAACAUUACUUAGCAGUGAAUUCUAGAUGUGGGGGAGGAUAAUUACUUGUUGGUUUUGGUAUUGGUUGAUUCUGUAAGUUAAUGAACUCAUGGACAUUAAUUGGUGGUGUUUUUCUGUGUACGGGUAGGAGAGGAAGUGGUUGACGGUGGUUACCCUCGGCAACAUUUACAACCAUUGGUGGGUUGGCAACGGACACAACCUUUGUUAAAGAUUGUGUCUCCUGUUUGAAUGGUUGCAUAUUGGUAACCAUUAGAAGUCUAUAAUGACAACUUUGAUCAUG
Messenger RNA from Ilex paraguariensis (yerba mate), 1628 nucleotides. The record is from the annotation of a GenBank genome assembly. NCBI's taxonomy places the organism in Eukaryota, Viridiplantae, Streptophyta, Magnoliopsida, Aquifoliales, Aquifoliaceae.